AUGUCUUCUUUGAAGAAUUACAAGAGCAACAUUGCCGAUACAUCCACCCAUCCCUUUAAUCAGCCCAUCACAGAAUCCUCAAACGUUGAGACGCUUCCUUCCAGUAAUACUGCCAACACUACUCUCUCAGUAGCCACAACUACCACCCAACCAUACUCUCCCCCAUCAAAUCAAAACAAUCAUCACACCACCGCCAAAAUCCCUUCAGACAAACCUAUUGGCUUUGUCAAAUACUCCAAACAACAAGUGAUAUCAUCACCUGCUUUAUCCUCGUCUUCGCACACGUCCACAAACACAACAACCCCUAAUUUAACCCCUCUUUCUAGCCCUUCCAAUACUUCCUUGAGCCAACCAUCCUCUUCCGCUUUACGUGAUAUUACUUCAUCAGACACCACUACUCCUUCGACAUCAAGCUUUUCAGAAUCUUCUAACAACAACAACAAUAGCAAUGAAAAACAUUUCACGCCUCUUUAUCCUUCUCAAAACGCUCUCAAGACACUGACACUAGGAUUGUCAGUUUUCUACAAGUCUUGUGCUCGUGAAAAUAUUCAAAUACUCACAGUUCCAAGUGAAGGAGUUCAUAAUGGAGGGCAUGACAACAUAGAGGGAAAUCUUAUACUUUUUACAGGUGCCAUUCUUGGAGACCGAUAUCAUGUGCUUGGUUUAUUGGGACAGGGAACUUUUGGCCAGGUAGUGAAAUGUGAAGAUCUCUUUACAAAACAAACUGUAGCUGUAAAGGUUAUAAAAAACAAAACAGCGUACGUAAGGCAAGCACAGAUAGAAAUUUCUGUGUUGGAUGAUUUAAAAAACCAUGGCAAAGAACAACAUCAUCAUAUUAUUACCAAGCUUGACCAAUUUACUCACAUGAAUCAUCUGUGUAUCGUUGUGGAGUUGUUGGGAAUGAAUUUAUUUGAGCUUAUCAAGCAGAAUAGAUUUAUUGGGCUUUCUCUUAAUCUUAUUUCUGUAUUUUUGUCUCAGAUGUUGGAUGCUCUGUGUUUGUUAGCUGAUGCUGAUAUUAUUCAUUGUGACUUAAAACCAGAAAAUAUUUUAUUAACAGACUUAUCUCAUCCAAAAGACCUGUUACGGGUGAUAGACUUUGGAUCCGCGUGUUACGCAAGAAAUUCUGAAUUUGCAGGAAAUUUUUAUAUCCAAUCUCGAUUUUAUAGAGCUCCAGAAGUUCUUUUAGGAUUAAGGUACAACAAGUCAAUAGAUAUGUGGUCAUUAGGUUGUAUUUGUGCGGAACUUUUCUUAGGAUUGCCUUUGCUUCCUGGAGUAAAUGAGUAUAAUCAAUUAGCAAGAAUUGUAGAAAUGUUCGGAACACCUCCUCCCUACAUGAUAGAGUAUGGCAAAUUUGGAUCAAAGUACUUUAAUCAAAUUUCUACUAGAACAAAUGGACAAGACAUUGAUAUGCCAUUGCAACAAGAUGGCAGCAUUAGCUUUUAUGAGCUAAAACCAGAACGUCAAUUCUAUCAAGAAAAUCCCAAGGUCCCACAAUUGGAGUGGAAAAGAUAUUUCAAUUAUACCAAACUUCCUGAUUUAGUGAAUCAUUAUGUAAGCAACUCUAAGGUUGAUGAAAAGGAAAUGACGUUAAGGGCUUCAUUUGCAGAUUUUUUGAAUGGGCUACUUCAAUUAGAUCCUUUCAAGAGAUGGACUCCAGAUCAAGCAAUACUUCAUCCAUUCAUAACAAACAAGGAAUUUACAACACCAUUUAUUCCACCACAAACGAAACAUUCUCUUGCGAACGCCCAACAGCUCAAAAGAUUACUUCCUCGUCCCUCUUUUCCUACUUCUCUUCCUCCUCAUUUAUUUGGUACAUCGAUAGGCACUCCAAAUCAAUCAUUCCUUUCUUAUGGACUUUCGCCUGUUACAGGUCCUGUUAAUUAUAACUCUGCGAAUGCUUCUCCAAUGACAAAUUCCUAUCUCAGACAAGCUUUUGCACCAAACUCUUUGGAUCCACAACAAAUACCGCUUGGUACAAGCCCAUAUGUUCCACAUAGCAUUCCAAUUUCCAACACAAAUCAAGUAUCAGGAAGUUAUAGUGGUAGCUUUGGAAGCUAUACACAAGCUUCUUCGUGGGGGUCCAAUAUCAACUGUCCUAAUGUCAAUAUGCACGGCAAUUACAUGGCUCCAUAUUCUUAUCAACCAUAUCAAGCGUCACCUAGCACAGGUAGUUAUUUGGGAAUGUCACCACAAGUGUUUGGUUCAUCAAUUUUAGGAUCAACACCUUCAGCUGCUGGUAGCUAUGGAAAUUCGUAUGGAAGAAGACGAAGCUCAGCAGCCAGAAAUCCUCCACUUCUUGAUGGAAAUAUCAGAGAGAGCAUGCAAGGCCUAUCACUCGAGGACAAUAACACCAAUGCAACAACGACACACUCUGGAAGAUCUAGAUCUUUCUCGAAUGGAGGCACCAAGCUCCAGACAAAUAAUUCUCAAAAAGUGUCGACUAAUAAGAGCAACGCAAACGUAGGCGGUAUCAAAGGCCAGCAGUCACAACAAGGCUCAAACACAGUAUUCUCUUCAAAGCCGCCAAAGCAUCCUCAAAAAUCUCCUACUGGAAGACAUCGUAGAAACGCUCAUAGCUCACAUAACUCAUCUUCUGACAAUAUUGAUGUGGGCGAGGGCAGCGAAUCAUGGGACCCAUUUUUCAAUAAUGACGAUACAGCAUCUAGCACUGGCAGUUUUAAUCCUUAUUUCAAUAGUUUUGACGAGGGAACCGAUAAAUCUCCGCUGGAUUCACGCCACCAGGAUUAUGCAGAAUCACCUUUGAACUCGAGCCUGCAUGCCUCUCCUCAGAAACAACAUUCGAAACCACUUUCUGUUGUUGGAACCUCAUCAAAGGUUCAUAACUCGUAUGAUGAUAAUAACCCAACGACUAGUUUUGGAUACUCCUCAAAGAACAGACCAACAACGACCUCUCACUCCACUGUUGCAAGCAAUAACAGUCAUCACAACAAGCAAAACAAGAACUUGAAGAAAAAACCAACGAAUAAUUAUUAA
Molecule: messenger RNA, 2994 nt
Organism: Naegleria lovaniensis
Lineage: Eukaryota; Heterolobosea; Eutetramitea; Acrasida; Naegleriidae
Exons: 2
Coding region: 1-2994 (997 amino acids)
Biological process (GO): peptidyl-serine phosphorylation; peptidyl-threonine phosphorylation
Cellular component (GO): cytoplasm
Molecular function (GO): protein serine/threonine kinase activity; ATP binding; protein tyrosine kinase activity
Source: RefSeq, a predicted model, not a curated record